Molecule: messenger RNA, 1413 nt
Organism: Phytophthora nicotianae INRA-310
Lineage: Eukaryota; Oomycota; Peronosporomycetes; Peronosporales; Peronosporaceae
Exons: 3
Coding region: 1-1413 (470 amino acids)
Molecular function (GO): protein binding
Source: RefSeq, a predicted model, not a curated record
AUGACGGAAGUCAUGGACGUCUUGCAGCGCUUGAGAGAGCUGGGCUUCCAGCAUGGGCGAUAUCAAAGCAAGUUCUUAGUUCGCCAUGAACCAAAGACUCAACGAACCAAGAGAAUCCGCCGUGGAUCUCCUUGGGAAUCAACAUUUAUGCGGAAGUCUAAAGCUGAAAAGAGGGCGAGUUCCCAAGAAAUCGGUCAAAUAUCCGAUAUCAUCUUACGGCCGUGGGAGUAUCCGAUGGCAGCUCAAAACCUCUCCGUUAUCCUCAUCCAAAAGCGCGUGCGUGGUAUGCUCUGUCGCUCAGCCAAUGGACGUCAACAAGUGUCCAAGAAGAUGAAUAUCGGUCGUGCCCGCAGUCCAAUGCAGCAGUUUGUCACGAGAGGAGGGAAGUAUUCCGAUGAGCGUGGCUUUCGUACGUUUGUCGCUACAAAAAUCCAAGCCUGGUUUCGGAUGCAGAGACUGCGCUGGCGAGGAACACUCGAGCGCUAUCCGCUCUACCACAUCGCAGCACUUCAGCUCCAGUACGCCUGGAAAACGUACUCGCACCACAAAAUGUACCAACGACAAGCGCGCAGCAUCAACCCGGCAAUGACGCCUAUAGAUCGCGCUGCGUUGUGCAUUCAGACCAACUGGAAGAGCUACACACAUCGACGCAUUUUCCGAUACUAUCGCGAUCUCCUCACAUUCCGCAGUACCGGAGACCCAGCACGAAUGCUGCGAGCUAUCAACCCUUCGGAAGCGUCUCUACUAGACGCUUCUAUGGGCGCACAUGUCCGAUUCCGUCUCGGAGGUCUCGCGUUUCCUCCCACUAUCUACUACAAGAUCUUCACUCGUAAACCCGUAUGCGAUCUAGGUGCGUUUAGUCCUAAGAAUUACACCGUAACUCGUCAAAGUGGUCCGGUGAGUCACUCGCACGCUAAGCGUCACACCACGUACAUCCGAGUGGGCAAUUCGUACUAUAGAGCGCGACAGCAAGCGGAAAACACUCGGCUAUGGUAUUGUCGUCUCGAGAAUAAUGGCUGGCGGCCAGUGACUGCCAAAGUGCUGGCCGAAGCCAACGCAGACCCCAUCGCUCAAGCCACGGGCAGUCGUCGCGCUGUCGACGAAUUCCACUACUCGAAACUUGUGCGACAACAAGAUCGCGAACGUGCUCGUCGCCACAAGAAGCGACUGUGGAUGCAGAAACUCUACACACAAGGACUGCUCACUGCAGCGGACCGUCCCGAGGAGCUACGGGACGAAGAUCAAACUGUCAAACAGCCGUCGCUGCUAUUCGACGUGGACUUUGAGGACGAAAACUGGGAGGCUGAGGCCGAAGAAAUGUUCCAAUGGGCGUCUGCGCUCGACUAUGACGAGUACGUCGACAACUGGUAUGAACUUGGUGGCACUGCUGCUACGGACGAUGAGCUGCAAUAG